Messenger RNA from Paramecium sonneborni, 1196 nucleotides. Lineage: Eukaryota; Ciliophora; Oligohymenophorea; Peniculida; Parameciidae. The record is from the annotation of a GenBank genome assembly.
GAUAAAAUCAUUAGACACUUCGUUUUGAUAAUUUAAUUAUACUAAAUGAGUGUUUAUAUUUCAGAGUAUCGCGUUUUAUCUUACUUGGGGUCUGGGUCUGGACAUUAAGUUAUGAAGGUUUAUCAUAACUAAACUUCUCAAAUUUUAGCGAUGAAAAUUGAAAAAAGUCCCAAUUUAGGUUAGAUUGAAGCGGAAGUGCAGAAACUAAAGCAUCUCAAAGGUAUUAUUGGUAUACCAUAAUUACUUGAUUAUGGAAAAACUAAAGAUUUUUGGUAUUUUAAUGUAUUAUUUCAAAUUAGUGGUUAUUUGAUAACACCUAUCUUGAAAAGUAACCUUUAAGACAUACUAAGGGAUAGCUCAAUGACAAUUUCUUAGAUACUUGCUAUUGGAUUAGGCAUUUUAGAAAUUUUAGAAUAAGUUCAUAAAUAAAACGUAUUACACCUUGAUAUAAAACCAGAGAAUAUUAUGUUAAAGGAGUUUCAUAUAAAUUUUCCUAUAGAACACAUUUUAAAACCUGGUUUUAUUUAAUUAAUAGAUUUUGGAUUGUCUCAGAGAGCAGGAUCAAAAAUUUCAUAAAAUAAAUAUUUUGUGGGUUCUUUAAGAUAUGCAAGCAGAUAGGCUCAUAAAGGAAAUUAGCUUCAUUUUAAAGAUGAUUUAGAAAGUCUUCUAUAUAUGUUAGUGUAUUUAAGAAACAGUAAAAUAAUUAAUUUUUUAUUUUAGAGAAGCUUCCAUGGUAAUGUAAUUAACAAUAUAGAUCUUAAUAGUUAGAAAUCAGAAAAAUAGGAGAAAUUAAGGAAGCGGUAUUUAAUACAUUGGUUUUAACAUAAAAAUUUCCAUAAUUAUUUAUGAAAUUUAAAUAAUAUAUUGAUGAACUAACUUACAUGGAGAUGCCAGAUUAUAAUUAUUUAAAAUUACUAUUUAGAUAAAUGUUAAAAUUAGAGAACUUUUCUAAUUCAUUUCAAAAUAAGUUUUCAUUUUCAUAAAGUAAUUCAUUUAACGAGAAUAAUUAAAUUUAAAACGCAGAGAUGAUGAUUUUAUCAUUUAGAAAUUUAUAUAAAAAUGAUUCUUAAAAAUGCGAGGAAGACUUAUUUGACACAGAAACCUCUUUUGUUUAAAUAUCAGAUUGGGUGAAAACCUAUAAUACUCAAACUACAAAGUCAAUUAUAGAUAUUAAAUUUGAUUCUAAAUGUUCAUGA